Molecule: messenger RNA, 1164 nt
Organism: Symbiodinium necroappetens
Lineage: Eukaryota; Dinophyceae; Suessiales; Symbiodiniaceae
Source: the annotation of a GenBank genome assembly
AUGGAUACUUCGAUUUUCACGGACGACGCACCCGGGAGGCUUGUCCCGAUCCAGGAUGGGGACGUCGCGUUCGUGCCGAGCCCGUUGCCGCCGGAGGGUUUUCGGCUCACGGAGCUGCACAAGGAUCUCUUGGCGGAGGCGCGGGAGGUGGUCGGCGAGCUGCGCGGGGUGACGGGGAGCAGCCUGCUCCCCAACCCGGGCGUGCUGCUCCGCGCGUUCCAGCGGGAGGAAUCGCUCAGGAGUUCGAGCAUCGAGGGCAAGUUCGUCACGGCGGAGGACCUGCUCCGGUUCGAGCUGAAAGAGGUCCGGGGGAUCGGCGCCGGCGGCGAGUCCAAUGACCGGCGCGAGGUGCACAACGCUGAGGCGGCGCUGCGCCACGGGACGGAGCAUCUGGAGUCGCGCGGCUUCGACGACUGGCUCGUCCGCGCGCUGCACCAGACGCUCCUCGAGAAGGUGCGGGGCGAGGACAAGUCGCCCGGGCGGUACCGCGAGGGCCAGGUCUUCAUCGGGUCCGACGGGCGGUUCAUCCCGCCUCCGGCGUACCUCGUGACGCAGUGCAUGGAGGAGUUCUUCGCGUACUGCCACGCGGAGGAACCCGGGGCGCACCCGAUCGUCCGGGCGGCGAUGCUGCACUACCAGUUCGAGGCGAUCCACCCGUUCCGAGACGGCAACGGGCGGGUCGGGAGGCUCCUGCUCGCGCUGAUGCUCGGACGCUGGUGCGGGCUCGGCAAGCCCUGGCUCUACCUGAGCGAGUAUUUCGAGCGGUACAAGGACGAGUACAUCUCCGGGCUCUUCGGCGUCAGCUCGCGGAACGAUUGGGGGACGUGGGUCGCGUUCUGCCUGCGGGCCGUCGCGACGCAGGGGCGGAGGACGAUCCGGCAGUGCAACGCUCUGCUCCGGCUCCGGAGCGAAUGGGGCGACGCCGUGCGGGACGCGGGGCUGCACGUCCGCAACCUGGCCAUCGUCGAUCAUCUGCUCGGCACGCCGGCCAUCGACACGGCGGCGGCGGUCGGCGUGACGGGGGUGGGCUCCCCGAACACCGCGCGGGCCGAUCUCGAACGGCUCGCGGGCCUCGGGAUCCUGACGCCGGCCGGGGACGCGAGGCGGGUGGUCUACUACGCGCCCCGGGUCAUCGACAUCGUGCACCGGCCGGGCGAAUUCUGA